GCCCCUCUCACGUUUAUCCACCUACCUAGACCCCUUUCUCCACCAGAUCUGACGGCCCCAUGGCUAGGUUUGGGUGUUCCUCAAUGGGAUGGAGGCACUGCCGAGCUCCUCUCAUGGUAUUCGUCGGCAUGGUUAUCGUAGUAAUAUUCCUCGACGAAGGAUUCUGCUCGGUUCGUCCCAAAGGUGCCCUUCAAAAUAACCUUCCUUCCUAUUCGGUGCUUUACCUAGAUAUUUUUUCCCCUUUUGGUUCUUGGCACCGUGGUGGUCCCAGGCCAUCAUCUAAGGUAUGUGUCUGGGAUCCCACUGGAUCGAUGCCCCUUCCAGACCCCUUAGUCUCCUGCCAGCUUCUCCCCAUCGGAUCUCCGGAGACACAAAAAAUCUUCUUCAUACGAAGAUCUCGCGCUUCACUUCCGGUUUCGAGGAAAGUGAAGCAGGCGAUCGUGGAACCGUUACAUAUUCUAUCUUCCGUGGAUUGGAGUCGGCUCUCUUCACCAGAAUUGGGGAUUAUAUCAUGCACCAUCUUCUGCUCUGGCUUGAGUGGAGUCUCGGUUGAAAUCAUGUGUGUGUCCGAAGGCAGCCAUCCCUCUCAACCUCCUUCACCGGAGGCAUACAUCAUGGUCCUUGGAUCCAGAUCUUCGGCAAGUGGGUCUAUGCCAUUGGUUCAUAUUCCAGAGGUAUGCCACCGUCCGUUCAAGGGGCUUAUUUCUCUCCAACUUACCUUGUUCUGCAUCAUCCUCAUCGUCGGCGAGCUCGUGGCCCUCUGUGUCGAGAGGCUACCGAACGAUGUUGUCCUUGUCCUCUUUCAGGCGGUCGGCCAUCGUCUUCAUCACCGGCGUCGAGCUAUGGGCCCUAGAUGAUUUCGGCAUCUCCCUGCGCGGCUGGGUGGCACAAGUUAUCUGGUGCGUUGUUGUAAUUUGCCCCUGUUGUGUAUGGUAUUUACUUCUUGUAAAUUAAGAAUAAUGGAAGAUCUUUUAUUUAAAACAAAGUCGCAUCACUUAUCUCUUCCACUCGUCAUUGAUGAGGCUCCAGCUGGCCUGCCUUUUAUUAACUUACCAAAAAAAAUAUUUUUUUGUAAGCCAAUAAAACACUUAGCAAUUAAGUCUUCAUUUACAUAUAUUUUUCAUGGAAUUGGAUUAAUAUUGACAUGCAAUCACCGGUUAACGCAUUGAAAUAUCUAUACCUUUUUUUUUGCGGGUGAAAAAAUAUCUAUACCUUGUUGCCACGUACGCAAAGUUCAUUUAAUAAUUAUCUAAGUAUACUAGUAUUACGAAAAGAAAUGAAAACGUAUUUCCUAUCACUCAUCUCUUCCACGGAUCGUCGAUGUGGCUCCAGCUGGCCAGCCCCCCUUCCAAUAGAGGUGACACGUGACACAUGCUCCAUAAGGGGGGCGAGCGUAAGCACGAAGUUUUCACAAACGGCCACUGCCAGUCGAUACGUACUAGUAACCACAGCCAGUAGAGUACACUCAAUGCGCGCGAUGGAACCUGCCAAAAAAGAUUAUGUUUUACACAAUCGCAUUAAUGUCGCGACAGGUAAUCGUAGGCUAACGUAUUAUAAAGUAUUUAUCUUCCGUCGCCACGCAAAGCGCAAGAAACACUACUACGAAAAGAAAAGAAAAGAAAGGCGUAUUUCCCAUCGUUUACGUAUCUUUUCCACGGGUCUGUCGUCGACGUGGCCAGCCCCUCUCUCAACAGAGGUGACACGUGGCACGUGCCCCGCAAGGCGGCCAGCUUAGGCAGGAAGUUUCCGCAAGCGGCCACUGCCAGUCGAUGCGUACUAACCACGGCCGCCAGGGCAGUACACUGAAUGCGCUUGUCAAAAAAAAAAAAAAACGGUGCGUCGCCAGGCUGUGAGCCGCGGUGCAAAAGUGGCGCCUUGCGAGCCCCAGGCGAGCGCACCAAAGAAAAAGGCAAGAAACGGGCCGGGCGAUCGAAGGCGCACGAGCACGAGCAGCACCGUCCCAACGGACGGCGAUUAAAGGCCGCCCUUAAAAGCGCGUCGUCUCCCUCCCACCGCUCCCUCCCUCGCGAUUCCACCCCUCACCACCGUCUCGGCCGACCGACCGACCCGUUUCCGUCGGCGGCGCUCUUUGCUCUGCACUGCCGGACGUCCCCGUCGAGAGCGAGCGAGCUUUAGUGGAGGCAUGGAGCGCAUUGCCGAGGCCCACCAGGUGCACCAGCUCCAGCAGGGGGUGGCGUCGUUCGGCGUGGUCGAGCACUCCGUGGUGGCGGCGGCGGCGGCGGCGACCAAGCCGAGGGCGCCGGGGCUGCCGCCGACGCCGCCCGCGUCGUUCGCUGGGCAGCAGCGGGGUGCGGGCGGCGACGUGUGCAUGGACGACUCAUCGGGGGCGGCGGGGCGGAAGCUGCAGGCGCAGGCGAUGCCGGCGCACCGGCGGACCCGCAGCGACGUGCCGUUCGCGGGGUACUUCCCGCCGCCGACGCACCAGCUGCCGCAGCCCAAGGCGGAGGCCGGCGGGUGGGGCGACGGCGGCGGCGGCGCCGACGACCUGUUCAGCUCGUACCUGAACCUGGAGGGGAUGGACGUGCUCAACUCCUCGUCGCCCGACAGCAGCGCCAAGGCCGACAGCAGCGAGAACGGCGACUCCGAGGAGUGCGCCGCCUGGGGCGUCAAGAGGGGCGCCGCCGCCGCCGGGGAGCCGGCGGCGGCCGGGCGGCACGCCCGCAGCCUGUCCGUGGACAGCCUCAUGGGGAGGCUCAACUUCGCGUCCCCCGGCGGCGCGGCCGGCAUGUUCAGCCUGGAGUUCGGUAGCGCCGAGUUCUCCCCCGCCGAGAUGAAGAAGAUCAUGGCCGACGAGAAGCUGGCCGAGAUGGCCCUCGCCGACCCCAAGCGCGUCAAGAGGGUGCUGGCGAACCGGCAGUCGGCGGCGCGGUCCAAGGAGCGCAAGAUGAGGUACAUCGUGGAGCUGGAGCAGAAGGUGCAGAUCCUGCAGACGGAGGCCACCACGCUCGCCGCGCAGCUCAACCUCCUGCAGCGCGACUCGGCGACGGUGGCGACGCAGAACAACGAGCUGAGGUUCCGGCUGCAGGCCAUGGAGCAGCAGGCGCAGCUGCGCGACGCUCUGAACGACGCGCUGACGGGCGAAGUCCAGCGCCUCAAGAUCAUGACGGCGGAGCUCGGCGUCGGCGACUCCUGCUCCUCCAACGGCAUGGGCAUGGCCCAGCAGCACAACCACAUGUUUCAGCAGCAGCAGCAGCAGCAGGCUACACCCAUACCAUUCUACCAACUGCAGCACCAACAACAGCAACAGCAGCAGCAGCAGAACGGCACAGCCAACAAGCAUGAAUCAAGAGAGUGAUGAAGAUGAUCAAGAGGCAUUUGGACUAGAGAAGAAACAUUGCAUAUUGCAGGCACCAAAACAAAACUUUGGUUUAGAUGAACUGAAUUCAUAUGGUUUAUUGACUCUUUCGUUUUAAUGUCGUUAAUAAUCGUUGUAAAUUUUCCAGGCGGUGAACCCUGCCCGUGCCUUUUUUUUCGUUCUUAUGUUCAUUGAUUCUUUGGGUGAUGCACCAAAUGUUACCUUUCAGUCACCAAAACUGGUGGAGCAGUAGUUGAUUAAUAAUAGAUUCUUUUGUAGCACUA
Hordeum vulgare subsp. vulgare (domesticated barley) is the source of this 3600-nucleotide messenger RNA. Its product is annotated as bZIP transcription factor 29-like. NCBI's taxonomy places the organism in Eukaryota, Viridiplantae, Streptophyta, Magnoliopsida, Poales, Poaceae. Gene Ontology annotation, biological process: regulation of DNA-templated transcription. Gene Ontology annotation, cellular component: nucleus. The transcript is spliced from 4 exons. Gene Ontology annotation, molecular function: DNA-binding transcription factor activity. The coding region runs from base 2144 to 3316 and encodes 390 amino acids. The record is from RefSeq and is a predicted model, not a curated record.